Messenger RNA from Blastomyces dermatitidis ER-3, 753 nucleotides. RefSeq lists its product as uncharacterized. The record is from RefSeq and is a predicted model, not a curated record. The coding region runs from base 1 to 753 and encodes 250 amino acids. Lineage: Eukaryota; Fungi; Ascomycota; Eurotiomycetes; Onygenales; Ajellomycetaceae. The transcript is spliced from 6 exons. Gene Ontology annotation, cellular component: membrane; EMC complex. Gene Ontology annotation, biological process: protein folding in endoplasmic reticulum.
AUGGCGGUUCAAGGGGUGGAGCAGACCAUCCUUCGGGAUCCGGCUCUGUUUUACUGGAUCCUCAUCCCUAUUAGUGUGGUCAUGAUUUUAACUGGAAUCCUGCGCCACUACGCAACCGUGUUCCUGGCAACUCCGGCCAAAACCGCCUCAACGCUAGCAGAGUCCCGGGAACGUCUGUCACUCUUGCGCGGCGUCAAUCUACGAAAUAAUGCCUCUGCUGUCCUUACACCGUCAUCUCUUGCUUCUCGCAAGAACUUUCUCAUUACAGGCUACAAGGAGGGCUCGUUCCUGAAAGAUCCAGAGGGACGCGGCGCGGGACCCGUAAACCCCAUGACUGAUCCUGCAGGCAUGGAUGCGAUGAUGGGUAUGAUGAAGGGUAACAUGGCGAUGAUGAUUCCGCAAACAUUGAUUAUGGGGUGGAUUAAUGCCUUUUUUUCUGGAUUUGUUAUUUUGAAAUUACCAUUCCCGUUGACCAUUCGGUUCAAGUCCAUGUUGCAGUCCGGAGUUAUGACUCGUGAUCUUGACGUGAGAUGGGUCUCGAGUUUGUCAUGGUAUUUCUUGAACUUGUUCGGCCUGCAGCCAGUUUUUGGGUUUAUACUGGGCCGUGAUAACUCUGCGAGCCACAUGACCGAACAGAUGUCUCAAAUGAAUCCCAGUGCGACUGCCAAUCCCUUUGGACCUGGUCAGGACCCAGAUAAGCUGUUCCUGGCCGAGGCAGAAAACCUGGAAGCAAUUAAAGAGUUCGCUGUGUAG